GGAAGCUUGGAUCAACGGGACGGUCCUGGCCGCACUUCAUGGGGGGUUCUGACAGCCUAACGAUGUUGAGGAGGAACACCCUGGCGAGUCUAUUUAACAUGAAGACCUGCCCUUGGAUAACCCGUCUGAUCUAAUAUUCUGAGACGUGCGACAUGUCACGGCAGAGUUCUUAUAUUCUCUUGAAGAGAGGUUUUGGAAAUUCCAUUUCCUGUACCCCGGAUCACGCAUACAUACAUUUCCACAGCGGGGCAUCUCGACCCUGCGGUGGAGCACCGGCGCUAGCACUCUCGACCCCUCCUUCACCAAAUCCGCCGGCAUGACUGCGUAUGCAGAGAAUCCCAAACUGGGAAAUGGAAAUUCAGCUGUGGAAGGAGCAGAUGGAAAAUGAAAAGAGGCAACGUAUGAGAGCAUCGCGCCAAAAGCGCGGUAUAGAAAGAACCCACUUGCCAUCUCCCAGCUCAUGUGUAGCUGCCUAAUGUAUUCAUCCUUUUUGUUUUCAACUCCCUCGUUCUCAUCACGAGAAUAUCGUGAUCAUUGGGCAACAUCUCCAACAGGUCUUCGCGACUGGUCCAAGAACCACAUCAAGCUCCGCUCAAGGUGGCUCGGGAUUCGUCAACAUUGGUCAUUCACGGCCUGAUAAGAACACCCACACGCAGCCACCUCGCGUCGAGACAUUGCAGCAGCCCGCCGUCUUGACUCCUCAGCUUUGAGCUCGUUGCUUCCCCAGUCUUGCGGCUGUUCUCGACUCCAGCCUUUGGGCUCCGUCGUCGUGUCGACCACUGGUCACCGCCUCUCCUCUUGCUGCAACUUUCUUUGGCCUCUUCUGUUCCUCCAACGACCCACACUUAUCCUUCCCUCUUUCAAGAGGUCAUUCAUCCGGCGACAAUAGGGUCGGCCUACGCCGCGAAUGGGAUCCCGGGCCGUGUGUCACGAGCUCUCACCUCCGCCAAUUACAAUUGCAUUUAAUCUACGAAGAGGCCCAGAGCACCACUCGACAACUAGAGAUUCCACUCCCCAACUCCUAGGCCUCUAGCUACACUUGCGGCUCCGGAUUGUGGCAAAGAGAAUCUCGGUAUAAAGGCAGGACAUCAUCUUGGAAUAGCAACUCCGCUGCGUGCUAGAGGAGGUUCUGGAUCUCUUGCCGUUGGCCGUUGGUAUAUCGUUUUUUGCUCUGGUUUUCAUCUUACCCACGAAUACGCUCCCUCAUAACACCAUCCCGUCUAUCGGGAUUGUUGAGUUCACCAAUAUUUUGUUACGUUUUCCAAAAAUGCAUGCACCAUGAGUUCCAGUCGACGAAACCAAGGGGCAUGGUCCAAGUGGGAACAUGAUGAGCAGAACAACCGAUAUUUUAGGGCCAGACGGAACCACAGAGGUGAUUGGGAAUAUGACUACAGCUACCCGCCAAGCAGUGAGCAGCAAGCUCCUCGUGGUGAUGGUGUUGAUAAUCUCGCGAGCUCUAUGUCCAAUGUGACCAUCUCAGAUACAUCGUACAAUCUUGAUACGCCGGGUGUCCAAGAUGGUUCGGCAUAUGAUGACUCUUAUACGUUUAGUGCCCCGACUGGUUCCACGAGCUUCGGGCUGUCGGGUAUUCCACCGAGCCCUGGGCAGAACAUAGUUUAUAGUGACCAAACUCAGGGAUAUGGAGCGCCACCUGCACAAGGUUACGAUGGGUACUCGACCAGGCCAAAUGGGAAAUCUUACGACCAGUCUUCUGGAUACAGACCAUCCAAAGGGAAAAGCUCCUCGUCAAGGAGACCUCGGAACAGGGGAAAACCUCAACCUGAUGAUCUGCAGCCAGCUCAACCCCAGUCAUUUGGGCCCGGUGAGCCGUUCUACGAACCAACGAAGCCUACUUCAUCCUACGAUGAAGCCUCAUCUGUUGCAUCCGAGUAUGGAACUGAUCUUGCAGAUGGUACGGAUGCAAGUGUUGCAAGUGAAUUCGACGAUCAAGGAACCCAAGUUGCGCCCAAUCCCGCAGAGUCCACCUAUUACUCAGGCAGCACUGUCACUCUUGAUCCAAGGGCAGCCGUGUUUUCAGAGCCUGGCCCUAUAGAAGGUGAAGUUGAAGAGGACACUGCGACUGUGAUUCAACCCCCAGAGGAGUACUCUACUAUUCCCGAGGCCUAUGAGGAAGAUGAUGGGUACGGAACUGGCAUGGUGCCUGGAGCAGCUUCAAUGGUUACUGGAUAUGACCAGUCCGCAUAUCAAUUUCAAGACGAUCCGGGGCAGCAGACACCAAGAGCUCUGUCUCCGAUGGUGAAGACCCCUUACUCGUAUGGGAAUACCAUCAACCAACGAGUCAGCGAAAGAGGCUAUGGUACUUCACAUUCAUCGCAACAAAAUGACAUUUGGAGCAGCUUCGUUGUCGAACACUCGUCAAGAUUCCAACCGGGAGAAGUAGGUGACUCUCAAUAGAGAUUGAAUUUUCUUGGCUAACAUGACCGGAUGUUAAGGUCUUUAAAAUCUACUGGUCUGAACCUCUCGGGAGCGGUAUGAACGCGACCCUGCGAUCCUACAUGCAACGAGGCCAGAAGUUUCAUGAAAGCUUUCGUCGGUUCAUUGUUGUCGCUACCGACGAAGGUCAUUCUACUUGCGUGCCUAUUCUGACAUAUGGUCAUCAAGCCUGCACCAAAAAGGGCGUGAAGCCCCGCAAGCAUGGGAUCGUCUAUGCCUCUGGUACAAGACCACGCAUGAUGCCGGGCGAGCCAGACUUGGGUUUCGAACCUGUGCGGCUCGAGCUCACAGAACGAACCGAGAAGCUCGACAAGGAGUCGCGCGUGAAUUACGCGAAGCUUGUCACGAUCGAGCACAACUACAGAGUGUUCUUCAUUGGCCGUAUUGCCACCUCCGACUUCCACAACAUCGUCACACCCGCUGUUGACUACUGUUGGCAAAACAAGAACCGUUAGCACGGUCGAAUCCGGUUUUCUCUUUCCUAUUUCUUGGAUACUUUAACUAAGCUUUUUUUUUUUUACAGCGGGCAGGGCUACUGAUAAGCGUAUCUUGCGUGCCCGGGGUUUUCCUGUGGUUUUUUUUCUUUUUUUUCUUCAUUUACAUUAUUUGAUACUUUAUGACGGUCAUCGUCAAGAACUUGGGCAGACAUACCUCUAACGUUUUUUUACGAUCGCUGCUAGUAGUCAACCAGCCAGCAGCUCCUUAUUUUCUCCGUCACCAGUCUCGAGACCAAUUUAUCUACGUUUUUCACACCUCUUCUCAGUAUCCGAAUAUACGUUUCUUUAUUUUCUGGCUGACGCCAUCGAUGUUCAGCCAGCUGCGGCUAUUUCACGAUUUAUGACCAUUUCUUCUUCAAAUAACAACUGCAACUUUGGCAACAGCAAUGGCAGGAUCUUUUUGGGGAAGGCGAUGAUGAGAAUAUGAUGUUUAUGAUCUUCGUUUCAUGUUACUGAUUUAUAACAUUUUUAUUUUUUUGGCUAUGACUUCAAGGAUUGGGUAUCGUGUUGAACAGAUUGGAAAAUGUUGAUCCAGUGGAAAAGGCGGAUGGGAUUGAUGAGCAGGUUUUUGUCUUGGUUAUUCUUUCGAAACGGGCAAAACCAAGACAAGAGAUCUUGUG
Podospora bellae-mahoneyi is the source of this 3571-nucleotide messenger RNA. RefSeq lists its product as uncharacterized. The record is from RefSeq and is a predicted model, not a curated record. Lineage: Eukaryota; Fungi; Ascomycota; Sordariomycetes; Sordariales; Podosporaceae. The coding region runs from base 2493 to 2909 and encodes 138 amino acids. The transcript has 6 exons.